This is a messenger RNA of Dacryopinax primogenitus, 948 nucleotides long. RefSeq names its product NADP-binding protein. The record is from RefSeq and is a predicted model, not a curated record. NCBI's taxonomy places the organism in Eukaryota, Fungi, Basidiomycota, Dacrymycetes, Dacrymycetales, Dacrymycetaceae. The transcript has 5 exons. Bases 1 to 948 code for a protein of 315 amino acids.
AUGGCCGACGUGCCAGAUCUGUCAGGCCGAGUUGCCCUCGUCACUGGAGCAAACCGUGGACUUGGAUACGCCGUCGCUGUUAUACUCGCUCAGAAGGGCGCGAAGGUGUACAUCGCUUGUCGCUCUCUAGACAAAGCAGUUCAGGCAGUCCAACAAAUGGAGAUAGCGCAUGAAGCGCUCAAGGGCAGGCUCAUCCCUCUGGAAGUGGACUUGGGGAGUGUGCGCAAGUCGAAGGCAGCGGGAGAGGAGGUGAUACGUUUGGAGGGGAUUAUGGGGAGAUUGGACAUCCUCAUCUGCAACGCGGCCCAGACUGGUACGCCGUAUGAGGAGAACGAGGAGGGAAUCUCGACCAUCAUGGCAUCCAAUCACCUUGGCCACUGCGCUCUCACCCUUGCCCUACUGCCCUUGUUGGAUCGCACCGACCUCAGUCCGCCUUGUGACGUACGCGUCAUCUUAGUGACAAGCGCCGGCUAUGCGCUAGCACCGAAACCAUGGCAAUUCAAGAGUGUAAGGGACUUUAGAAACGAUGCCGGGCAAAAGGAGGGGGGGCUCGUCACCCAAUUAGCUCGUUAUGGACAAACAAAGCUUGCGAACAUCUUGUUCGCAGCUGAGCUCCAACGGAGAUUUAAGAGGCACCACACACAGUCUCUUGCCCUGUCCGUCCAUCCGGGCGGCGUGGUGACCUCAGGUGCCAAGAACUUUCUCAGGACCUGGUACUGGGUUUUCGCCUGGGGGUUCGUCCCGCCCGAAAAGGCUGCAAAGGCGAUUGUCUUUGAUGCUGCGAGUCCCAAGGUGAGAGAGCAGGGCUGGGGAGGCGCGUACCUCGUGCCCGGGGGAAAGAAGGGAAAGCUACAAAAGGGGGCGCAGGAUGAAACGUUGGCGAAGGACCUGUGGGAGCUGAGCGAGCGGGUGUGUAAAGAGAUUGAGGAGAAAGGGAAGGUUGAAUGA